Messenger RNA from Paraglomus brasilianum, 702 nucleotides. The record is from the annotation of a GenBank genome assembly. Lineage: Eukaryota; Fungi; Glomeromycota; Glomeromycetes; Paraglomerales; Paraglomeraceae.
GCUACUCCGGAAUCUCCGUGGGGUAGUAUAAACUGUAUAAAAACCGAAUUGUGUUACGCUGAGCUACUCCGAACUUCAGACUUGGAAGAUUUAAUUUUGUGCGAAACAUCAUCGAAACAUCAUCGAAACAUUAUCGAAACUCCUCGUAUAUCUGUCGAAUCUCCAAGUCAGGCGCUCUUUAUCACUUAUCCUUAUACUCACUCCACAAUGUCUGAUAUGACGGGUUUUAAUAAUCAAUCAACUCACGGAAGUUAUGCAUACAGUAUUCCAUUCAAUAGUGUGGACGAGGACACCAGUUACGCAAGCAUGGAACCGCCGAUUAGUAUGGACUCCAAUGACAUUUAUUCCGGCCAUCCCAGUCAAGCGUCAAACCCUGGCAGUCCGUCGUCGCAACCACGGUGGCAAGCAUUCCCCCAACCACCCAGUUAUACCAAUUUUAUCCCAAAUUUGUCCUGGAGUUACGAAGAUCGAGUCACUCACGAUGGUUUGACCAAUGACAACCCACCCGCUAUCCAUUAUUCUGUCCCCCAUUCAUUGGUUCAAACGUCGACUUCUUUCCUUUCCAAUAAUUCUGGCAUGAUGACAAACGCUACGAGUCAUGGAUGCGUAGUGAUUGUCACGAAAGCAGAUAUUAACGUUGAAAGGCUGCUGUCCAUUAUUCAAUUAUUUGGAAGGGUAGAAAGAUUAUAUGAUUCCAUAUGA